This is a messenger RNA of Chaetomium globosum CBS 148.51, 1395 nucleotides long. RefSeq lists its product as uncharacterized. Bases 1 to 1395 code for a protein of 464 amino acids. Gene Ontology annotation, molecular function: 2-(3-amino-3-carboxypropyl)histidine synthase activity. The transcript is spliced from 3 exons. Lineage: Eukaryota; Fungi; Ascomycota; Sordariomycetes; Sordariales; Chaetomiaceae. Gene Ontology annotation, biological process: protein histidyl modification to diphthamide. The record is from RefSeq and is a predicted model, not a curated record.
AUGGCAACUGAACUGUCAGCAGCACCCGUCCUUUCGACACCAGCCGAACAGGGGUUCGAAUACGCCGUUGUACCUUCAGAAACAGAGGCGCAGUUGCCGCCGAGAGAUGACGAGGAACUCCUAAUACGUUACGAUAUCGCGGGGACAGCGAUACGAGCGCGACAAAAGGGAUGGAAAAGGUUCAGCGAAUGCAUCUCUCGGCUGCUCGAGAAGAUCACGAUACUCGCCGACACCUCCUACAGCGCGUGUUGCGUUGACGAGAUCGCAGCCGAACACGCCGACGCUGAUGUUGUGGUACACUACGGCCGGUCAUGUCUCUCCCCGACGUCUCGCCUCCCUGUUAUCUACGUCUUCACAUACCACAACCUCGACCGAGACGAGACCGUAGCCGCUUUCGAGAAACAAUACCCCGAUAAAGACACCGCAGUCGUCCUCAUGGCAGACGUAACCUACCAAGAACACAUCCGCACCCUCGCUUCCAAACUACACAUCCGCCGCGGAUACACAAACCUCCUCUCCACAGACGUCAUCCACGACCCAACCGGCCUCAUCCCCAACCGCAGACUCGUCAUCCCCCGAGAAACCCCCGAACUCGACCCCUUCCCGACCACCCUCUCAGCCGACGCCCUCAAAACCCACUCCAUCUUCCACAUCUCGCAACCCCCCACCGCCCUCCUCCUCGCCCUCGCCUCCCGCGUGCACUCCCUCCACAUCCACCCCACCCCCUCCUCCCCCACCACGAGCCUCGCCACCAACCCGCAACAAUUCUCCACACCGCGCCUCCUCAGACGCCGCUACGCCCGCCUGCUGACGCUCGCCUCCGCCGGCAUCGUCGGCAUCCUGGUCAUACGCUCUCGGUCACCACUACCUGUCCUCGGUCGACACGAUCCGCAAGCAGAUCGCCGCGUGCCGAAUGCUUCGUGGUGGGGGGGGAUUGAGCGGGUUGGGGAGGGGGUUGGUGGCGCUGGGGGGGUGGAUGAGGGUGAGCAAGGGUUGCAGGAAGAGGAGGGAGUGGGGAGUGGGGUAGAAGCUGGGUUGGAUGAGGACGAUGAUGAGGAGGAGUCGGCGCCGCCGGAAUUUGAUCUACGGACGGGGAAGCUGGUGAGCCAUAGUCGCCCGAUGAGGAAUGGGGCUGGGAAGGCCAACGGGAAGUCUAAAGCAGAGGGGGUUGCGGCCGGAACUGAGGCCAAGUCGAGUAGUGCGCUGGCGCUGCGACCCAAGGCUGAGCUGGCCACGGUCAACGGAGUGGUUAGUCCUGGGGCUGAGUACCUACGAGCGCAACGGACGUGGCAGGGGCUGGGAAGUGAUUACGUGGCGGAGGAGAGCACGGCGAUUGAGGAGGGGAGGAGCGGCAUUGCGAGGGGCUACACGGUUGGGAGCGAGGAAAGGAGGUAG